This is a messenger RNA of Xenopus tropicalis (tropical clawed frog), 855 nucleotides long. Its product is annotated as extracellular calcium-sensing receptor-like. The record is from RefSeq and is a predicted model, not a curated record. The coding region runs from base 1 to 855 and encodes 284 amino acids. The transcript is spliced from 5 exons. Gene Ontology annotation, cellular component: membrane. NCBI's taxonomy places the organism in Eukaryota, Metazoa, Chordata, Amphibia, Anura, Pipidae. Gene Ontology annotation, biological process: G protein-coupled receptor signaling pathway. Gene Ontology annotation, molecular function: G protein-coupled receptor activity.
AUGGAGCAGGUAAAGAAGCAGGACAGACUGGAUCAACAUGGAGCCACAGGAAAGACUGGAACAGGACUAAGCCACAGGCCAGAGUGGAGCAGUAUGGAUUUGGUGGAACAGCAAGAAAAAGGGUGCAGACUGUUUGCUGAAGAUGCCAUUGGCUAUUCUCAGGCUGGAGAAAUCACAUUAGGAGGUCUGUUUUCUGUCCAUAUGGGAGUAUUUGCACCUUCUGUAACCUAUAGGGAAAGUCCAAAACCUUUACAGUGUGUCAGGUUUCACAUCAGGUAUUACCGGUUUCUCCUUGCCAUGGUGUAUGCCGUAAUGGAAAUUAAUGCCUCAGGUGAUCUAUUGCCCAAUAUAACACUGGGCUUCAUCCUCUAUGAUUCUUGCUACAAUGAAGUACGAUCAUUAAUUGGUACAAGAUGGAUUUUAUCAGGGAAAAUAAAUGCACCAAAUUUUGAUUGCAAUAAGCAUAACAUACCAUUGGCUAUUAUUGGCGACAUGCCCUCUAAGGCCUCAGUGCCUGUAGCCAGGAUCUUGGGAUUGUACAGAUAUCCACAGGUUAGCUAUGCUUCAGGCACACCUCUACUGAGUGAUAAAAUACAGUUCCCCUCAUUCCUUAGAACAUUAAAUAAUGGUGAUUAUGAAGGGUAUGCUAUUGGUAAGCUAUUGCAGUACUUCAACUGGACCUGGGUGGGGAUAAUAUUUUCAGACAAUGACUUGGGGAGAGCAGGUCUUCAAAUGAUUACAAAAGGACUUGAAAGUUAUGGUGGAUGUACUGAAUUUCAAGAGAUACUACCAAUAGUGCCCUCCAUGGAGUCUGUGUUCCGCAUCAUUAAUGUUGUUAAAAAGUCCAAGGACUGA